AUGCGGCCACAACGGGAAUACCAUAUCGUGGUGUUGGGAGCGGGGGGUGUGGGUAAAAGUUGCUUGACUGCGCAAUUCGUUCAAAACGUGUGGAUCGAGAGUUACGACCCGACCAUCGAGGACUCAUAUCGCAAGCAGAUCGAAGUCGACGGUCGACAAUGCAUACUGGAAAUUCUGGACACCGCCGGGACAGAGCAAUUCACGGCGAUGAGAGAAUUGUACAUGAAACAAGGCCAGGGCUUCCUGCUGGUCUUUUCCAUCACCAGCAUGUCCUCCUUGAACGAACUGUCCGAACUUCGGGAGCAGAUCAUUCGCAUCAAGGAUGACGAAAAGGUCCCCAUCGUGAUCGUUGGAAACAAAUCGGACCUCGAAGAAGAUCGUGCGGUGCCUCGUGCGCGCGCCUUUGGUCUGUCCCAGACCUGGGGCAAUGCCCCCUACUACGAGACUUCUGCUCGGCGCCGCGCCAAUGUGAACGAGGUUUUUGUCGACCUAUGUCGGCAGAUCAUCCGCAAAGAUCUUCAGGGGCCUACCGGAAACGUUGACCCAAGUCGCAAGCGCGACGGGCCCAGCAGGGCAGAACGCAAGAGAGAAAAGGGAUCCAGUGGCCGUCGGCGAUCCCCAUGCGUCAUUCUGUGA
This is a messenger RNA of Penicillium oxalicum, 636 nucleotides long. RefSeq lists its product as uncharacterized. Gene Ontology annotation, cellular component: plasma membrane. The transcript is spliced from 7 exons. Gene Ontology annotation, biological process: signal transduction. Lineage: Eukaryota; Fungi; Ascomycota; Eurotiomycetes; Eurotiales; Aspergillaceae. The record is from RefSeq and is a predicted model, not a curated record. The coding region runs from base 1 to 636 and encodes 211 amino acids. Gene Ontology annotation, molecular function: GTP binding; GDP binding; GTPase activity.